AUGAUUGAUAAGCCAGAGAACAACAACAAAAAAAACAGAGAGAACUUCUUUCAAGAAGUCCUAGAAGGAAAUGUGUACUCCCUCCAAUCGUACAAAGCAUCGGCUGACAACUUCAUGUGCGCGCUGAUACCCGAAUCAUCAGCCUCGCACAUAGAGUACACAAACGGCGGACUCAUAUACAAGCCCGGAGGCAGCAACUUGCAGCAUGCAACAUCAAUUGCAUUCCUUUCACUAGUCUAUGCCAACUACCUAACUCGAACGUCUCAAGCUAUCAACUGUGGGAACAUAUAUGUAAGUCCAACCACACUUCGCCAGCUCGCUAAACGCCAAGUUGAUUACAUUCUAGGCGAUAACCCUAAGGGUAUAUCGUAUAUGGUCGGGUAUAGUGAUUACUACCCACAAUGUAUUCACCAUCGCAGCUCGUCGAUGCCGUCCAUCAAAGACCAUCCUCAAUUCAUUGGGUGCAAGGAGGGUUCUAUCUACUUCAAUUCAACAAAUCCUAACCCUAAUAUCCUCGUUGGGGCCGUGGUGGGAGGACCGGGGGAAGACGACAUCUACGACGACAAUCGAGUUGAUUAUAAGAAAUCAGAGCCAACGACCUACAUUAAUGCACCGAGUUGUGAUUCAGGAACCCUAAAUGCCACUUUAGCAAGAGGAAAAGUAGUUCUUUGUUUCCAAUCUCGUUCACAGAGGUCAGCUUCUGUUGCUGCAACAACUGUAUUGCAUGCUCAUGGUGCUGGUCUCAUCUUUGCCCAGUUUCCCACAAAGGAGGUUACUUUACCCUGGAAUAUCCCUGGUGUCCAAGUGGACUUUGCGGUCGGGACAUCUCUGCUCAUGUACAUGGAGAUGACCAGAAAUCCUGUGGCCAAGUUUAGCCCAACAAAAACAGAUGUGGGACAACAGAUUUCCCCAGAAGUGGCAUUUUUCUCCUCUAGAGGACCCAGUUCCUUAUCUCCAUCUGUAUUGAAGCCUGAUAUUGCUGCUCCUGGUGUUAAUAUUUUGGCAUCCUGGUCCCCUGCUUCUUCCCUCUCUCAACCCCUUGAAUUCAAUAUUGAUUCGGGAACUUCCAUGUCUUGUCCCCAUGUAUCUGGCAUUGUGGCUCUUCUUAAAGCUAUCCAUCCAACAUGGAGCCCUGCUGCAAUAAAGUCUGCGCUGGUCACUACAGCUUCUUUGAAAGAUGAAUAUGGUCAAUCUACAGUGGCUGAGGGAGCUCCCCAUAAGCAGGCUGACCCAUUUGACUUUGGAGGUGGUCAUGUUGAACCAAACAAAGCCUUGGCUCCUGGACUCAUAUAUGACAUGGGGUUCUCAGAUUACAUCCGUUUUCUUUGUUCCAUGGGCUACAAUAAUUCCGCCAUUAGCUCGUUGGCUAGGUCACACGUACAUUGUCGCAAGUCGGCCAAAUUCCUUGCAAAUCUUAAUCUGCCUUCUAUUACCAUUGCUGAGCUGAAGGAGAACUUAACUGUGUCAAGAACGGUUACAAAUGUUGGUCCAGUUAAUUCUAUUUACACUGCUUCUGUUCAAGCCCCGGCUGGAACUAAAGUGAUAGUUGAGCCACCAAAUUUGUUGUUUAAUUCUUCAAUAAGGAAGCUGAAAUUCAAGGUAACUUUCCAUUCCCAGCUAAGGGUUCAAGGAAGAUACUCAUUUGGUAAUCUGUUUUGGGAAGAUGGUUUCCAUGUAGUGAGAAUACCAUUGAUAGUUCGAACUGUCAUUGAUAACUUUUAUGCAGAAACAUAAUUCUGUUGCCACCAACAGUAAUAUAUAUCCCUUUGCAUCAAUAAAUUUCUUCUUUUAUUAAU
Messenger RNA from Corylus avellana, 1796 nucleotides. Lineage: Eukaryota; Viridiplantae; Streptophyta; Magnoliopsida; Fagales; Betulaceae. The record is from RefSeq and is a predicted model, not a curated record.